AUGAUCCUCCUCCUCGAUCGUGCGCAAGCCUAUCAAGCACUUGGCCUGCACGGUCAUGCUUAUCGCGAUGCGCUCCGCGCUGGAGAGGUUAUCGACAGCAACAACGUCACCAUCCCAGUAGAUAUGCACGAUCGUAUACAGCUACAGAUCGCAAAAGCCGCGCUCAGCCUUCGUCUUUACCGGACUGCCAUCAAAGCUUGCGAUGACGCUGCGCCUUCAUCGACCAUGACGCGAUUUGUCAAGAUGGUGAGGGAGAGAGCGGAGAAGAGGUUGAAAGAGCAAGAGAGCGGUGAGUAUGAUUGGGUCUCGAUCUUUCGAGAGUCGUUGAAGGACGCACGGAUGGAGAUUGCUGUUGGGGACUAUGUUUCGCCGGCUUGCAACGUCACCCAAGUUGCCGGGCGCGGCAGAGAGGUUAUGGCGACUCGGGAUAUCGUCCCUGGCGAACUCAUCAUGGUCAGCAAAGCCAUCGCCCCGACUUGCCCCGGCCUCGAUGCGCCAGGAGUCUAUGUCAACUGCUACGACUUUGAGUCGAAGAGCAUCGUACCCCAUGGGACGUAUGUGAUGGUGUAUCGGAUGUUGCACAGGAUAUACGAUGAUCCUUCCCUCCUUGAGGUUCUCAAAGGCUUCUCGUCCGCCAUCGUCCCUUCCCCCCGGGACCUCCCCCAAUUAGCAGACGAGUCCACCCGACUCACCCUCCUCUUCACCUCUCCACCCCCAAGCAUGGGGCUCGACGUCUUUCGCCAAAUCUCGAAGACGAACUCCUACGGCGGCCACUCCGUCACCCCGAUGGGCCUGGGCUUUGGAGGGAUGUUGGAGAAGAAGAUUUUGGAUGAUUUCACGGCUGCGGCCAUGGUAAUGCGUGCCAGUCGCCAUAUCGGUAAAGGCAAUGAGCUGCUCGCGAGCUACGCACCAGGUUUCGCAUCUUAUCCCCAACGACACAUGAUCCUGCUCAACUGGAACUUCGAUUGCGCCUGUAUCGUCUGUCAAGCCGAUACCCACCCGGACGAAGAUUGCGACACAAGGUCGCGGAUCAUCAAUUCUCACGCCGACGGCUUGCUUUCCGCCUUUCCGGUCACGAUGAGCAAAAAAGGCAUUAUGGUGCCUCCUAAGUUUAUGGUGAUGCAUGCGCAGAAGGCGGUGGGGCUGGAAGGGGUGGUACGAGAGGUGGAAGGGACGUAUGCGAGGGGGAGGAGAGAGGAUACGAAAGCAGAGUUGGGGCACGUUUAUAAUAGGUUGGGGAGGAAUUACUUGUGCUCGGGGCAGGCGGUGAAGGCGAAAGAGGCGCUCAUGCUUUCCCUCAAAUGUGCUGGAGUCACGCUCACGACACCCGCUCAAGAAAAGUCCCUUAAGAGAAAAGUCUACGAAAGCCAUGAUCUGGAAGACGAUGUCAUUAUGACGAUGAUGCUUUUGGCUGUCGUCGAACUAGGCGACAACAAUAACGAUGCCGCGAACUGGGCACGAACGGGGUUAUGGUUCCAUCGUGUGCGAUACGGGGGCGGGAAAGAGCUGUUCCAGGAGAGGUAUGGACAUUUGUUGGCGAAUUUCCCUAUUAGGUUUGCCUAG
Molecule: messenger RNA, 1563 nt
Organism: Cryptococcus wingfieldii CBS 7118
Lineage: Eukaryota; Fungi; Basidiomycota; Tremellomycetes; Tremellales; Cryptococcaceae
Exons: 4
Coding region: 1-1563 (520 amino acids)
Source: RefSeq, a predicted model, not a curated record